Molecule: messenger RNA, 4069 nt
Organism: Tyto alba (common barn owl)
Lineage: Eukaryota; Metazoa; Chordata; Aves; Strigiformes; Tytonidae
Gene: DZANK1
Product: double zinc ribbon and ankyrin repeat domains 1
Exons: 18
Coding region: 492-2510 (672 amino acids)
Biological process (GO): eye photoreceptor cell development
Molecular function (GO): protein binding
Source: RefSeq, a predicted model, not a curated record
GCGCAGGCAGGGAGGGAGCCCAUGCUGGGGCAGGGCCCGGGCACGCCGGCCGUGGCAGCAGGACCGACGGUGUCUCACGGGUGACGGGCUCCCGGGGGGCUGGAACUGGGACCAGUGCUUUGGGCCCGGGCACGCCGAGAGCAGGCAGGUCCUGGAGGGAAAACACCCUCUGCCCCCUCGUGUCGGGUAAAGGGCUGACCCACCGGUGGCUGUGGCUCCCAUGCCACUGCGUGCAGCCCGAGGGGGUCUGCCUGGGAACUGCCCACCCUCCUCCACCCACCGCGGCUUACCUCCUCACAGCUCCAGCGAGGCUAACGAACGCCUCCGGUGCUCGAUCACGACCGUCUGCGCUGAUGAGUAGCUUAAGAGACGUUUCUGGAGGACUGAAGGAUUGGUCACAAAACCGAAUCCUUCUAGUGUAGACGUGUUUCCUGGCCCUGAGUACCAAUUCCCAAGAUCUGGAGUACAUCUUUUGAUCACUGCUGAGAAAAAUGGCAGCUGGAGCUGUCUCAGUUCCUCAGGUCAUACCACUUCGAAUCCCUCUUCCAGGGAAGGCUAAACAUGAAAUAGACACAAAUACUCUCGUAGAAAUAAAAUCAGAUACACCUGAGGUCUCUAUUUAUUACACUUUAGAUGGAAGUAAACCAGAACUCAUUAGGAAACCUGGCUAUGGAGAGCAUAACACUUUUAAGUAUAAGGGUCCUAUCAUAUUACCAGUCGGGAAAAUAAUGGUCAAGGCACUGGCAGUUACAAAGGACUGCAGGGAGAGUACAGUUGUAACAAAGGUGUUUCUGGUAGAGCACAGGCAACCAAACAUUCUUCCCUCUGUUGAAGAUGACGACAAUAAUUUCCUAAAAGAUAUCGCUACACAGGAGAUGGAAGGUGGAAUGUUUACUACAAAACCAAGGAAAAGUAGAGUGAAUGUGGAAAUCAAGCCUGCCUGGAGUGAAGCACCUCAAGAUUUUCAAGACUGGGAAACAGAAGGAAAGACUACUCACAGAUCCCUGCAAGGACCACAGCUCCUCACUAGUCAUUUGGAAACAACAGAGUACGGAGAGGAAUCCCUCUCAGCACUACCAACACAGUCACUACAGUUUUCUAGUUCUGUAGUGACUAGCCGGAAAAGCCUAGCAAGCACACAAGUGGCAAGGAUCCGGAAGGAAACAGAUUUCCUCAAGUGUGCACACUGUUCUGCACCUCGCCUGUCUGACCCUUUGGCUCACUUCUGUCAGGAAUGUGGAUCUCCUAUCCCACCUGUGCCAGUUUGUCGCUUCCCACCCCCUGAAGGAGCGAAGAUGGCACCGUGUCCUGAAUGCAGACAUCUUGUGCCAAUGAAUACACCUACUUGCAUUGUAUGUGAGUCACCAAUAGCUCCACAGCUGCAGCCCCAAAUGAACAUCUGCAUAAAGGGCAAAGUAAUUUGUCAGGUGUGUGGCACAGGAAAUCCUCUUCACCAUAAACAUUGUGUGACUUGUGAAAGCCAACUGCCUGAAAUGCAAACGCCCAUGUUUGGAGGAGACACUCCCCCACCUUACCACAGCCAGCAAAGGAAGACAGUUUUGUGCUCAAAAUGCAAUCGUGUUAACCAGCGUGAUGCCCGUUUCUGUGACUGGUGUGGAGCCAAGCCUGGACCUCCUCCAUCUUACUUUACUUGUUUCAAGUGUGGUACAAGCAACCACCCAUAUGCUCGUUUUUGUGGGUGCUGUGGUAAUUACAUAGAGCCCCCCUCAAGGGUGCGUUCCUGGACUGGUAGUCCCAGGGAUACUGGGGACUCGCUGGGGUUUUCCGAGGCUAAACAAUUUCAAACUCAAGUUGCCUGGCAGCCUCUUCCUAUUUCCUUGCCUAAAUCAAGGGCAGAACUAAAAGAAAGAGAAGAUAAAGGAACCCAAACUAUUGGACUUUUUUACCCAUCUAGCAAACUGCUGGAAAAGAAAGAGCUUGAGCUGAUUUCACAAAAAGAAAAGCUGGAAAAGAGAAGUGAUCAUAAGCCUCUCCUGACAGCCAUUAGUCCUGGAAAAGGUUACUGGAGAAAACAGCUGGAUCAUGUCUGUGCUCACCUUAGAAGUUAUGCUCAGAACAACCUUGAAUUCAGAGCACUGAUUGGAGAACCUCAAAUGGGAAAGAUUAAUUCUGCUACCAUCCGUGAGGAUGACUAUGAAGUCACUAUUACAUUGAAUUACGCACUUGCUAUUAACAAGGAUAUUCAUACUAAUAAACCAGUGAAGUUCAGCAAUCAUUACCUGAAUACCGCAACAGAAGUCAGAGAUGGACAGGACGGCAGUCGGACUGGUUUCGGCAAAGAUGAUCAUAAUCUUUUCCAUUCGAAAGGCAAAAUAAAGAGAACAAAGUCAAGAACACUUACAGAAAAAGAAGAUAAGCUCUGCGUUGCUCUCAGAAGCAACAUCAGAUGGACGCAUUGUUAUCUUCCCUUGACCUUACUGCUUAGUUUGACUCCACAUGGCAUACCCUUGGCUGUGCUGGAACUACUGUUCACACAGACUCUGAACUAGACAAGACGAUGAUCUACGGAACAAGAUUUUAAGUCAACUCAGUUUUCCCAUCAAGCCGAGAUGUCAGCACAACUGAGUGCUAGCUGAACGCAAGAAGCAAGGCUUUACUUCCACUAGAGACCAAAUAUCUUAGAAGCACUGCCUACUAAAUGGAUCGUCAGUAACGGCAUGGAAAAUUUCAAAAGGGAAACAUACAUUAAUCUAAGCCUGAAUCAGUGAGCCAGCUGAACAGGUGGAAGAAGAUAAGAGAGCUUUGUGAUAGGAGUUCAGAGAUAAAAAUUCUUGGUCAAGUGAUCGGUCUUCCUAAAAGGGAGAGGAAGGAAGUAGAAUCUGGGAAGAAAUAAAAGGAAAAGGGUUUAGGUUUUGUUGUUUGGUUGUUGUGCUAAGAUUUAGUAAACUAACUUCUUUGAGGCAAUACAUAUUCAUUUUUUAAAUAAAAAUACUUCCACAAAUUCUGGAAACUUCAAAUUUUAAUCCUAUAGCAAAGAAGUUAUGCCUAUGUUUAAUUUUACUGUGGUGAGCAGAUUUUUCUACAGCCCUGGAGAGCUGCACUGAUGUAAAGCUAAUCAUUUGUAGAUGCAUUUGCUGAAUCAAGUUCUUAAUAGUGAGAUAUUAGCCUGGGUUAUCCAACACUUGCUCAGAUUUGGAAAGACAUUCACAACGAAGGGUCACAGAUUAGUAAUACUGAGGCUCAGCUAUACUGCAUUCAUGCCACCGUGUGCAUUUUCCACUUUUACUCAAAGGCAGAUUAUGGCCCACCUACCUGUGUUUUCACUAUGUGAAAUGAUACUGGGUGUUUUCUGUGUUUCCACAGUCAGAGUCCAAACAACUGCUGGAAGAACUGGGUCCAAAUGGGAAAGGAAGAAUCACCUUGGUAGAAUAAUUGCUCAGUGAAAUAAGUUAUUGCUUCCUGAAUUUUCCUUUUCUAACUCUUUGACCAUUUACUGCAUGAAUAUUAGCCUGGUAUGCAACUUCAACUUUAUGCUUAGGAGGCAACAUCCUUGCAGUACAACUGACUGUCUUCAGAUUGAAAGAGCAUUUUAGGGAAGAAACAACCUCUUUUACAUUUAUGUAUGUUCUCCCCGGUUUUCUAUUUGCCCAGUGUACAAGGCAUUCACCUCUGUGUUUGUCAAGGCCAUAUAGAAAUAUAUUAAUUUUAGAGUCAAACCCUCUUUCUGGCAAAAUCAAGCAUAACCUCUAGCUUCUUGCUGUGUAGUAAGGUGCAUCCUGACUCUAGGAUCUAAUUUGACUGCCCUCGUUAUACACAUUUACUCUGGAUUUGAGCCAGGAGAUGACAAACUCAGAAGAAACAAUACCACACAAUUUAAACAUUUCUCUGUCUUGAGCAUAAAGUCCAUUUGCCGACUUAAAUUGGCAUAAUAUUAAAGCGAGGUGGAAGCUGGAGAAUCUUUAUGGCUUUAACAGCUUACCUUCCCUCUCCUGUAUGUUCUAGGGAGCUGACCCAAACUGCACCAGCGACGAGGACCGACCUGCUCUCACCGUUGCUGUCCUUAACAAGCAUGUGGAAGCAACCUCCCUUCUUGUGCAGAAACAUGCUA